AUGACAAUUUAUUAUACACCACAAGUAUCCCAAGAGACAUUGGGCUCGGCUCUUCCGCCAUACUCGACUCUUCCAGCUCCUAAUGAGAUAAAUUACAGCCCAAUUGGAUCAGAAAACUCGGAAUUGGACGAGCAACCGCCCCCCAGCUAUUACGACAACUUCGCUGAAAUUGGAUCGAGAGGUAGGGAUCUGUCGUCAUCUUCAUCCAUGGCAUCUGAAUACCACACAGCACCUUCUUUUUUUCUGCUGCUACUGCUGCUCACUCAAGAAACUAGCCAAAGCAGCAAUAAAAUUUUAAGCCAUACUGCUCCAUCUAUUGCUGAACUUUCUCCAACUAGCGAGACAAUCACGCCAUGGGAGGGCACUUCAUCUCCCUUUCAAUUGCUGCUGUUGCUCACUCGAGAAACCAGUCCAAGCGACAAUGCAAGGAUCAACUACAUGCCCCCUUUAAAUGUCGAACUUCCAACUACCACUGAAAUAAUCACAUCAUGGGAUGAAAUAAUGUUGCUCGAUACGAGAAAACUACCCAAUUUGACGUUUGAAAAUGACAAAAUUUCAAAAGCAAUUGACGUCAAAGUAUAUUUCACCAAAGAUAUGGGAGAGAUGGGCAUACCCCCAAAGAUGGUUGAUCCUAACACGCAUGAAUUCAAGCAAGGAGAUAUGGUUAACGGAUAUGUCCGUAUUCGCAACUUGUCUUCGCGGCCAAUUCCAUUCCUGUUGUUUCAUAUUAUAUUUGAGGGAAGUUUAAUGAUUAAGAAUGCUGAAUCUUCCAACAAUAAAAUGCCACUAAAGGAAUGGAAAUUUGUGCAAAUGGUUGAUUCUUCCGGAAGCUGGAGUAGCAAAAGCGAACAUAGUCGAUUCAAAACUGCUCUUGAUUUACCAGCUUAUUCCCGUCAUCAAGAGGAGGUUGUCGACCCUGUUGAUGGAAGUUUUCUCAAUUUUGGUGUAGGUGGUGCCCUUCGUUGUGAUCGCAGCUAUAAACGGUUUUUUUCAUUCAAGAUACCUGAAAGCUUAAUGGAUUUACAAUGUAAUAACCAUGAUUUAAUCCAACAUUUUAUACUACCGCCUACAUUUGGAUCACUGCGGAUGGGGAUUGCUCGUGAAUAUGGUUUAAUGAAGAAUCGAAAUGAAGAUUUUAGUGACUAUACUGAAUCUGUGUCAUAUGCUGUUACAGCAAGGUUUGUGGCCAAGAAUAGUAAGUGGGAAAAUGAUUUUAAAAAAUUUACCAAUUCAAAUAAUCGAUCUGGGGUGGGUUCUCUUGAUUCAGCAAGAAGAGAGAAUAGUGAAUAUAUUAUUUUGAAAGAGGUGGCUAACUACAUAAGACUUGUGCCCACUACUAACCCAUUGUCUGAAUAUGAAAGAAAUUUUCAAAUGUGUCGAAACGUGAAAGUUUAUAAUCAUUUCAUAAAACGGAUUAACAAUUGGAUUGAAUGGGGGAAAGAAUUACAACUCUGUUCUCAAGUUAGUGAUUCUUUAGAUGAUGAAAUUCCACCAGUGGAUUUAUUGGAAGGAGAAGAAACAACUGGUGACGAAAUUGGACAAGAAUUCACUAGAGAUUUCAAUGCAAGAAAAAAUUCAACAAGGUGGUUUGAAGUAAAUUAUUCAAUGGUUAAGAAGAGUCUGCUAUUUGGAAGGAACGAAAGAAGGAGUUUGAUAAACAUCAAGACUCCAAGGCAAGAAUACCAUGUAUCAUAUAUCCCCCCAGCAAGGUUCAGGAGCGGUAAUAUUGCCAAAACGUUUCAAUCAACAAAAUUGGAUAUACCAAUCUAUGUGUCGGUGGAAAACAAUGGGAAUUUAUUGAAACAAAUGCCACCAUUAGAAAUCAAGAAUAUAUGGGUUGAAUUGGAAGUUUUUAAAAUCACAUCGGAAAAGAACCCAAUUCCUAUUGAAUUUGAACAUGCAUUCUUGUCCAAUGGCAAACCAACCGAUAUUGAAGAGAGUUUUAUCAUUAACACGAUUGAAACCACCGUUGUACAACCAAUGAAAAACCAUGCCAAAGAGUUGAGCCAGAUGGUAGAUCAAUUAAGACCCGAAUUGUUUACAAUUGACAAGAAACUAAUUGGUGAUGUCAAAACACUUUCUUGUUUGAAAGUUAAAACCACCAAAUUAUUAUUUGAUAACUUGAUCGUAAACGGGAAAGUAUAUUCACAAAAGGAGAAACUACUAAUAUCGAAUAAUAGUUACAAUGCUUCCACUAAAAAGCUCAAUCUAUCGUUAGAUUUGAAAAACCUUUUGAAAAAGAACGAAGUUUACAAUAGGGUUUCUUACAGUGGUGAUGGUAAUAAUAGUUUUGACAGAUUCACGUUGUUGCCUAGUUUCCAAAGUUGUUAUUUUGCUCGGAUGUAUGAUAUUAAAGUGUCAUUGGUGGUUAAUGAUAGAGUUAUGGUAAUCAAAGUGCCGGUGGUGAUUGAACACAGGUCUACUUUCAAACCAAUUCCUUAUUCUAUUACCUUAUCGACGUGUUAA
Lodderomyces orthopsilosis Co 90-125 is the source of this 2466-nucleotide messenger RNA. RefSeq lists its product as uncharacterized. The coding region runs from base 1 to 2466 and encodes 821 amino acids. NCBI's taxonomy places the organism in Eukaryota, Fungi, Ascomycota, Pichiomycetes, Serinales, Debaryomycetaceae. Gene Ontology annotation, cellular component: ubiquitin ligase complex. The record is from RefSeq and is a predicted model, not a curated record. Gene Ontology annotation, molecular function: ubiquitin-ubiquitin ligase activity. Gene Ontology annotation, biological process: protein polyubiquitination; protein monoubiquitination. The transcript has a single exon.